AUGCGGUUGUUGCUGCUCCUCCUGUUUGGAUUUUUGCUGCCCUUGGCCCCUUGUGCUGGUGACCUGGGGGAUCAGGAUCUCUUAGAGAGUGUGACCUGUCAUACGGACAGGAUGGAGGUUGAGUUUUCCAGAGAGCUUGGCAACUCUUCCUGGCAAGUGUGUGCAGUGGAUGUGAGUGGUGAGGAAAUGGUGUCCUGUGACCACACUGUGGAUUAUGAGAAGCUGUUGCUCAGUGUCCCACUUCUGAACUGCACUAGUCUGGAGCAUGGUCAGCACCAGCUGAGACUGAGGCUGAUGGUGAAUGACACAAUGGGAGAGGAGAAGAACAUAACCUACAGCACUCACUGCAAUGUUGUCCAUGCAGAUGAAAUCAUUGCUCCUUUCUUUGCUGGUGCAACAAACUGUACAAAAGACUUCAUGGCAGUUACCUUCCCAAGACUCAUUCCAAGCUUCAAUGAUGAGCAUACAGUUCCAGCAACUCCAAUGACCUGGACUCUGUCAAUUGAUGAUGGAACCAGGGUACACCAGUUGAGCCUUGGGCAAGCCAUGCAGCAAGGCUACAACUUUCUAGCUGAUGGACACAACCUGAUUUUUCAGGUGGCUUUUACUGCUACUGGAGUUGUCUCAUACAAGCAUGAUGGCAAGGUGCUCUACACUGUGGCACUCAAGCUCACAUAUGGUCCUCCUGAACGUAGGUUAACUGUGGAGUCAAGAAUGCUUUGUGCACCAGGUCCAGCAGUCUGUAAUGGAACACACAUGACUGUUGUCAUACCAGCCUUCCCAGGCACCCUUAAGGCUGUGGGUGUAGAGGAUAAGACCAUCCCAAUGGACCAGCUCCAGGAAUAUGGGAUUGCUCUGGACACCAAUAGAGGGGUCAAGCUGCAUGUUAGCAGGGAAGUCCUGAAGUUCAGGCUACAUGGGGAGAGCUGCCCAGGAGUUCAGUCCUACAUGUCUGCCUUGAAACUGGCUUUUCAGUUCCAUGGGGAGAUAGUGGCAAUGGUGAUGCAUCCAGAGUGCCCCUGUGACCAGCAUAUACCAUUAGCUGCUGUAUGCACCCAGGAUGGGUACAUGGAUUUUGAAGUCCUUGCUGACAGUACUGUACCACCACUGGACUUGGAUAUGCUUAGGCUGAGAGACCCAGCAUGCAAGCCAGCCUUUAAGUCCUCUUUGAAUGACAGGGUUUGGUUUCAUGUCCCACUGAGUGGGUGUGGAACCAGGUAUUGGCUUGAUGGAGAGAAGAUCAUUUAUGAGAAUGAGGUGAGGGCACUAUGGGCGGACUUUCCAUUGCGCAGGAUCUCAAGGGACAGUGAAUUCAGGUUAACAGUUCUGUGCUCCUUCAGCAAUGGUGAUGCAUCCCUUUCUGUAAGGGUAGACAACUUUCCUCCCCUGUCUUCUUCAAUGAACCAAGGUCCCCUCUCCUUAGUUCUUCUAAGCUACCCAGAGGACUCCUACAGGCAGCCUUACCGUGAUGAUCAGUACCCAAUAGUAAGGUACCUACGGCAGCCCAUCUUCCUGGAAGUGCAGGUCCUGAACCGCAAUGACCCCAACCUUCAUCUUGUAUUGGAUGACUGUUGGGCAACAGCAUCACAAGAUCCAAGCUCGCUUCCCCAGUGGAAUAUUGUUGUUGAUGGAUGUGAGUAUGACUUGGACAGCUACAAGACUGUGUUUCAUCCUGUGGGGCAUGGUGUCAGCUACCCUAACUAUCGUCAAAGGCUGGAAGUGAAGACUUUUGCCUUCAUAUCUGGUGACAAAUCCCUCCCUGGCCUAGUGUACUUCCAUUGCAGUGUCCUGAUCUGUAACCGUUUCCAACCAGACUCCCCUCUGUGUGUGACAAAGUGUCCUAGACAAUCUAGAAGCAAGAGAGAGAGUGGGAUGCCAGGUGUGAACUCUGCUGUGGUGAGCUUGCGGGGUCCUGUUCUCCUUGUGCCAGAAGGAUGGUCUGCAACCCAAGGGAACACUCUCAGCAAGGAAGCAUGGGCUGGUGUUACAAUGACUGCUGUUGCUGCUCUCUGUCUGCUGGCCACAGUGCUGCUAUUUUUGGCUGUUCUUAAAUGCCUACAGAGAAGAGCAUUGAUGCUAAAUGUAACAUGUUAG
Molecule: messenger RNA, 2094 nt
Organism: Cygnus atratus (black swan)
Lineage: Eukaryota; Metazoa; Chordata; Aves; Anseriformes; Anatidae
Gene: ZP2
Product: zona pellucida glycoprotein 2
Exons: 18
Coding region: 1-2094 (697 amino acids)
Biological process (GO): prevention of polyspermy; binding of sperm to zona pellucida
Cellular component (GO): egg coat
Molecular function (GO): acrosin binding; structural constituent of egg coat
Source: RefSeq, a predicted model, not a curated record